AUGGGUCUCUUGGCAGGACCGAAGACCCGCCGCAAGCUAGACCACGACCCAAAUAAUACGAAAUGGACGCGCAACGCCAACAAGUUCGGGCAGAAGAUCCUCGAGUCCCAGGGUUGGCAACCGGGAGAGUACCUGGGGGCUAAGGACGCCUCCCACGCGGAGCACCUGACGGCCGCCAGCGCGUCGUACAUCCGCGUCUCGCUCAAAGAUGACGUGAAGGGCCUCGGGUUCGACAGGCGCAGGGAGAACGAGGUGACGGGCUUGGACGAGUUCUCGGACCUGCUGAGCCGGCUGAACGGGAAGUCCAAGGCUUCUGUGGAGAAGGACAGGCAGGCUAGGAUGGAGGUCAAGAUGGAUGCCUACGUGCAUAGCCGGUAUGGACCCAUGAGGUUCGUGAGGGGUGGGCUACUCGUUGGGGAUGAGCUCAAGGAGGGAUCUCGCAGUGAUGAUGAUGAUGAUGAUGAUGCGGAGGGGGAGGAGGAUGGGAAGGAGAAGGAGAAGGAAAACACGACAAAGAAGCGCAAGACUUUUGAAAAAAAGGAGAAGGAAGAAGAGGAGGAUAAAAAGAGCAAAAAACGUCGCAAGAAGGAUAAGGAGGGAAAGAAGACGAAGAGAAACAAGAAAUCGAAGACUAGCGAAGACGACGACGACGACGACGACGACGACAACGACGAUGACGAAUCAGACCAAGAAGGCAAAGACGAAAAGGAUGAAAAUGAAAAGGAUAGACAAGAAGAAGAAGAAACAAAGGCGGAAAGAAAGGAGAGGAAAAGGGCAAGAAAGGAAGAAAAGAGGAGGAGAAGGGAGGAGAAGAAGGAACGAAGGGAGCGCAGAGAAGGAAAAGCACAGUCUUGUUCUUCUUCGACAUUACCGUCCUCGACAUUACCAUCCUUACCAUCACCAGAACCUGCUACCGCUGCUCGUCCACGACUAAAUCACGUCCGAUCACGAUUCCUGGCAGCCAAGAGGGAGGCCAUGACGAAUUCUAAAGCUCUAGACAAGAUCUGGAUGGUCAAGACGUGA
Messenger RNA from Geosmithia morbida, 1023 nucleotides. RefSeq names its product Pin2-interacting protein X1. The transcript has 3 exons. NCBI's taxonomy places the organism in Eukaryota, Fungi, Ascomycota, Sordariomycetes, Hypocreales, Bionectriaceae. Bases 1 to 1023 code for a protein of 340 amino acids. The record is from RefSeq and is a predicted model, not a curated record. Gene Ontology annotation, molecular function: nucleic acid binding.